Messenger RNA from Periophthalmus magnuspinnatus, 1653 nucleotides. It is a transcript of the gene prmt3, whose product is annotated as protein arginine methyltransferase 3. NCBI's taxonomy places the organism in Eukaryota, Metazoa, Chordata, Actinopteri, Gobiiformes, Gobiidae. The coding region runs from base 30 to 1607 and encodes 525 amino acids. Gene Ontology annotation, cellular component: nucleus. Gene Ontology annotation, biological process: peptidyl-arginine methylation. The record is from RefSeq and is a predicted model, not a curated record. Gene Ontology annotation, molecular function: protein-arginine N-methyltransferase activity. The transcript has 16 exons.
GGAAGUCCCAGCGCAGCCAAGGCAACAACAUGGCGGAGCCCGCAGACCCACGUGAAUUUGAGGAGGUGCCUGAUCUCUCUGAUGCAGAGGAGGACGAAGAUGCAGAAGAAGACCAGUGGAUUGAGGAGGAGGAGGAGGACUCUCAGUCGGUCCCAUGUCUCUUCUGUGACCGAUUGUUGUCUUCAGUGGCACAGACGAUACAGCACUGCACCGCAGACCACAGCCUCCGACUUUCAGAGCUCAUCACUAAACACAACUUAGACGAUUACGGCUAUAUCAAGAUGAUUAACUAUAUUCGUUCCACGCAAUGUGGCUCUUCAUUCCUGUUGGGGCUCCCAGAUGCUCCGGUGCCCUGGGACUCAGAGGAGUACCUCAGGCCAGUUCUACAGGAUGAUCCCCUCCUGCAGACAGAUCCAGAGGAGCUGUGUGCCUCUGCCCCGCCCUCCCGCUCCUGUCCCCCCGCCCCAUCCUCCCAUGAUACUUUGCUGCAGCGGGCGAUCGAGGCGGAGGAGCGAGCGAAGCAAGCAGAGGAGGCACUGACCCGAGCCAUGGACGACCUGCACAAACUCAAGAUUCUGGCUCAAGGUUUGGUGUUGAGCUCUGACUCUACUCGAGGACGACGAUCCAUGGGAGCAGUUUGUGAACUCAGAGAAGAAGAGGAUCAGGCCUAUUUCAGCUCCUACUCUCACUACAGCAUCCACGCGGAGAUGUUAAAGGACCGAGUGAGGACGGAGAGCUACAGAGACUUCAUGUAUCGGAACCCAGAGCUAUUCAGAGAUAAGGUGGUGCUGGACGUGGGCUGUGGCACUGGGAUCCUCUCCAUGUUCGCCGCUAAAGCAGGUGCCAAACGUGUCAUCGGUGUCGACCAAUCAGAGAUCGUCUACCAGGCCAUGGACAUCGUCAGGUUGAAUGGCCUGGAGGACAGGGUCACCCUGAUUAAAGGGAGGAUAGAGGACAUCACUCUACCUGUGGACAAAGUGGACAUCAUCAUCUCUGAAUGGAUGGGCUACUUUCUCUUGUUCGAGUCGAUGUUGGACUCAGUGCUUUGCGCCCGUGACCUGUACCUGGCAGACGAAGGCUCAGUGUACCCGGACGUUUGCACCAUGAGCUUGGCCGCCCUGUCUGACCCCGCCCUGCACCAGGAGCACGUUGCAUUCUGGGAUAGCGUGUUUGGGUUUGAUAUGUCCGUGAUGAAGAAAGCCGUGGUCCCGGAGGCCGCGGUGGAGGUGGUACGACCUGAAGCGCUUAUGUGUGAACCAGCCGUCAUAAAGAGGUUCAACUGUAACAGUGUGUCCCUGUCCGAUCUGGAGUUUGAAGCCGAGUUCUGUCUUAAGAUCAUGAACAGCGCCCCCUGUACUGCGCUGGUGGGCUUCUUCGACGUGUUGUUCGAGCGCAGCUGUGUUCAGAAGGUGAUGUUUUCAACCGGUCCAAAUGCCACAAAAACUCACUGGAAACAGACUGUGUUCCUUCUCGAGAAGCCCCUACUACUGAGCACAGGUGAGGAGCUAAAGGGGAAAAUUAUGGUUCGUAAAAAUAAGAAGGACCCUCGCUCUCUGCUCAUCUCCAUCGAACUUCCAGAUCGAAAACUGCACUACAGCCUCCAGUGAAGAACCCAGUGUGCUUAUUCAGAACAAGUCUGUGCUUUUUAAUAAA